ACCACCCACAACAACCUCUCCGAUGACACCCGUGUUCAACGAGCCCUUCAACAUCGAUGGCUUCCGGUUGACGUGGCCCGCCGAGCAGUUCCGGCACAAGGGGCCCACGGCUCUCGACGAAAUUCGCCGAGAGCCACCGGUGAACGAGACGCCGCAAUUUGGCUUCACUACGGGUCGCCGAUUCACCGGCUUCCCGGUGCUAUCUAUGGCUUUGGCACCGAUGGUGCGGCUGGGCGCGAACAACGUGUCGAUGUUACCCCCGGGGAACCAUCCGUAUGCGGCCUUUGCCCCGGAUGCCCCCUGGGAGAUCUCCUACGAUGGCGUGCUCUACCUCGACCAGGCGACCCUCAUCUACUCGAUGGUUUGGCACGCGAUGACUGCGAGCUUGUCGGAACUCCACCACACCAGCGUCGAAGAACGGCUCAAUCGUCGUGGUUGGUGCUUGUUUUCCAUCGCUGUUCAUCGCUUGUCACUCAACUAUAGCUACAUCUCGUGGAUCUCAACAUUUCUGCGACUCAUCGCGGAUGCCAUCGUCGACUGUGCUUGGGCGAUGCUGCCGCCGAACAUGAGGAUCUACUUCGCGGGACACCCCGACAUGGCUCCUCACUUUGCGGCCGAGCCCCCGAGCUACCUCAUCAGGCGUAGGAACUGA
Molecule: messenger RNA, 652 nt
Organism: Symbiodinium necroappetens
Lineage: Eukaryota; Dinophyceae; Suessiales; Symbiodiniaceae
Source: the annotation of a GenBank genome assembly